This is a messenger RNA of Mandrillus leucophaeus (drill), 1849 nucleotides long. It is a transcript of the gene TSPAN31, whose product is annotated as tetraspanin 31. The transcript is spliced from 6 exons. The record is from RefSeq and is a predicted model, not a curated record. The coding region runs from base 275 to 907 and encodes 210 amino acids. Gene Ontology annotation, cellular component: membrane. NCBI's taxonomy places the organism in Eukaryota, Metazoa, Chordata, Mammalia, Primates, Cercopithecidae.
AGUUUUCAGUUUCGCCCAAUGAAAAAACAAGAGGAGGAGGACAGAAGGCGGGUCAGUGACGUAAUGCGGGCUGAUUGGCAUGCAGGCCUUGGACGUCCAGGAUUAGCCACGCAUUUCGCCAAUCCAGAGGCAGGGGAGGGACGGUGCAGGCGCAGAAAAUUGGGUUUGGCUGGCCUCGAUUUAAAGAGACAGAAGCUGUCGGGGUCCUGGAAGACGGUCCCCAAUACCCUCCCCCCAAGUCCUUGGGACCACUUGGGUCCCCAGAGCUGGGGAGAUGGUUUGCGGCGGCUUUGCCUGCUCCAAGAAUGCGCUUUGCGCUCUCAACGUGGUCUACAUGCUGGUGAGCUUGUUGCUCAUUGGAGUGGCUGCUUGGGGCAAGGGCCUGGGUCUGGUGUCCAGCAUCCACAUCAUCGGCGGAGUCAUUGCUGUGGGAGUCUUCCUUCUCCUUAUCGCAGUGGCUGGACUGGUGGGUGCUGUCAACCACCACCAAGUCCUGCUGUUCUUUUACAUGAUCAUUCUUGGUUUGGUCUUCAUCUUCCAAUUUGUAAUCUCUUGCUCAUGUCUGGCUAUUAACCGAAGCAAACAGACAGAUGUCAUCAAUGCUUCUUGGUGGGUCAUGAGCAACAAGACUCGGGAUGAACUGGAAAGAAGUUUUGAUUGUUGUGGCUUAUUCAACCUCACAACCCUGUAUCAACAAGAUUAUGAUUUCUGCACUGCAAUCUGCAAGAGCCAGAGCCCCACAUGCCAGAUGUGUGGAGAAAAGUUUCUUAAGCAUUCAGAUGAAGCCCUGAAAAUCCUAGGGGGUGUUGGACUCUUCUUUAGCUUUACAGAGAUCCUUGGUGUUUGGCUAGCAAUGAGAUUUCGGAAUCAGAAGGAUCCUAGAGCCAACCCCAGUGCCUUUCUAUGAGACUUUGGAUCCUUCUGACUUCUCUUCUGCUCUAAGCUUUCUCUUCCUCCCUUAGGGAAUAUCUAGGGUCUGUAACCAUUUUGGUUUGAGAAAAAGGAAAGGCCCCUUGUCAAAUCCUCUAAAAUUGAUGGAAUAGCAAGACUUUAUGCCUUGACAUAUUUUAGUGGGAGCCAGACUAUAAGGAAUAAAAGGAAAAACUUUCUCCCUCUCUCUCCAAGAGGAUAUGGGAAGCUUCUGAGGGUACACAGGAUGGACUGGAGUCAUUCUUAGCUGUUUCCCCUCCUCCGUCCAUAUGCUGGAUCACCUCAACAUACCCUGGGGUGUGGCUCUAAGGGUAAAUCAGGGACAGAGCCAAGGAGAAAACCACCAAGAGCUCUUUCCUGUAAUAAGCAGGACCCAGUUUGAGAAAGUUCAGUGAAUAUAAAAAAGCCAUUUAAAAAUCUAUAUAUAUAUAUAUUUUUUUUUUGACAUUGAGUCUUGCUCUGUUGCCCAGGCUGGAGUGCAAUGGCAUGAUCUCAGCUCACCGCAACCUCUGCCUCCCAGGUUCAAGCGAUUCUCCUGCCUCAAUCUCCCAAGCAGCUGGGAUUACAGGUGUGCGCCACCACGCCUGGCUAAUUUUGUAUUUUUAGUAGAGACAGGGUUUCACCAUGUUAGUCAGGCUGGUCUCGAACUCCUGACCUCAGGUGAUCCACCCGCGUUGGCCUCCCAAAGUGCUGAGAUUAUAGGUGUGAGCCACCGUGCCCCGCCCUAAAAUCCAUAUUCAAAGAAGCAAUUUCUGUUCCUUUCUAAGCUUUGUCAGUCAAGGGGCUCCACUGACUUGCUAGGCCCUGUAACUUAACCAGUCUUUAAGGUUUUGCAGGAAAGUCCCUUCUUCCAAGUGGUUAUUCCAAAUCGCACAAUGGCAAAGCCAAACAGGGGAAGAAACAUUAAAAAAAAAAAAAA